CUUCGCUUGUAGUUCCGGUUCAAAUCAGUAUGUAAAGAGAUGUCGUGUAUGUUCGCGAAUAGUUACUUGUUAUGUUUAACCAUUUGUAUUGUGUAGAAUCAAUGAUUGUUCAAUUAUUAUAAUCAUUCUUAGUGUUUUUAGUAAUUCGGCUACGUCGAAUUAUGCAGUUUUAUAAGGAAAAACUUCUAUCGCCUGGGCAAUUGAAACGUCUUAGUGAACACAAAUAUAGUUGUACGACAAGCAGUCUUUUGGAUGGAUUUCUUCAACCCUGGUGGGAUUGGCUUGUUAGCAAAGUACCUCUUUGGCUUGCACCCAAUUUAAUCACUAUCGUAGGUCUAAUCGUCAACAUUGCAACUACUUUGGUUCUUGUAUAUUACAGCCCUGAUGCUAAAACUGAGGCACCUAGAUGGGCAUGUUUUUUAUGUGCACUUGGUUUAUUUAUUUAUCAAAGUUUGGAUGCCAUAGAUGGCAAGCAAGCUAGAAGAACAGGAACUUCAACACCAUUAGGUGAACUAUUUGAUCAUGGAUGUGAUUCCAUAUCAACUGUUUUUAUUGCUUUAUCAGCAUGUAUAGCAGUGCAAUUAGGAUAUUAUCCAGCAUGGAUGUUUUUUCAAUGCUUUUGUGCUAUGACACUUUUUUAUUGUGCUCAUUGGCAAACAUAUGUUUCAGGUUCUUUAAGAUUUGGCAAAAUAGAUGUUACAGAAGCACAAUUUACCAUUAUAAUAAUUCAUCUCAUUUCUGCAAUUUUUGGACCCAAAAUAUGGAUGAUGGAGAUACCAUACAUAGAUGGUUUUAUGUUUAAGUAUUUAAUAGGAGUUAUGACAGUAAUUUGUGCAGUGGCAAACUUAUAUUCCAUCUUUUCGGUGAUUUUCACCGGAGGAGUGGGCAAGAAUGGUUCAACUGUGGCUAUACCAGUGCUUGGUCUAGGCACAAUCAGUAACUACGUAGCAGUGUUAUUUUAUGCAGGCUACAUUCAUGUAUUCCUUGAAUUCUGUAAAGUCUUUGAAUCUGGUGGGAUUGGAAAGAAUGGUUCCACGAUUGCAUUGCCAUAUACUGGCACAGAGGUCAAGGUGUUUCCAUUAUGGGCUGCUGUGGGCAUCGCUAUUUUACUUGCACAAAGCAGCAUUUCCGUCAUUCUUGCCGGUGGUGUCGGAAAAAAUGGCUCCACCGUCGCAGGAACAUCAGUUUUAUCUCCAAUUAUUCCAUUUAGUUUUGUGGUAGUACCAGCUUUUAUAAUUUAUAGAAAAAGUGCUGAACAUGUGUAUGAAAAUCAUCCUGCAUUGUACAUACUUGCAUUUGGAAUGGUUGCAGCUAAAGUUACCAAUCGAUUAGUGGUUGCACAUAUGACAAAAAAUGAAAUGGAAUAUUUAGAUAGUUCACUAAUUGGACCAGCAAUGCUAUUCUUGAAUCAAUAUUUCAAUUUCUUUAUCAAAGAAUAUUAUGUUCUAUGGUUAUGUUUUAUUUGGGUUACUUUAGAUUUGCUCCGAUAUAGUUCUCAAAUUUGUCUUGAAAUUUGUGAUUAUAUGAAGAUCAAACUAUUUAGGAUACCAUUAGGAGAUCAUCGAAUGAGCCUGGUUUCUAAUACAGCUGAGAAAAAUGUUCGAACGAUGGUGGAACGAGAGCCUCUAUUAGACGAGGAUUAUCAUCAUGGAUCUGAUACUACUCUCGAUAUAUGACGAUUGAAAAAAUAUUCGUUAGCGUAAAUAAGUUAUACCGCAGAACAGGAUUACGCAAAACUCUUUUUGUAACUCUUACGAUUCUUUUUUCUCAAUCAAAAAACAAGUAUAAUAUUAUCCAUGAAUAUGAAGAUCGUAAUAGAGAUAUAUCAUUAAAAUAAGAAAAAUGUAUAAUUUUUGUGGUUUAAUUUUUUGUAAAGAUAUUCAAUUCGAUUAGAGGAAAGAUCAUAAACGACAUAUAUAAAUGAAAAAAUUUAUUUGUAUAAUAGCGAAAUAGAGAAAGAUGUUUAAAAGAGAGUUUUGUGUCGCCUUUUUUGGCAGCGUAGAAAAAAAUUAAAAAAAAACAAUUUUAAUUCUAUCGAUAAGUAUAUUUUGCGUUAUACGAGACUGGUCAAUUGAAAUAUUUUCGACAAAAUAAGAUAAUAAUAAAUAAGUAGCCGUAACAAUUCCAUAAA
Messenger RNA from Apis mellifera (honey bee), 2131 nucleotides. It is a transcript of the gene bbc, whose product is annotated as cholinephosphotransferase 1. Bases 162 to 1676 code for a protein of 504 amino acids. The record is from RefSeq and is a predicted model, not a curated record. The transcript has 11 exons. Gene Ontology annotation, biological process: phosphatidylethanolamine biosynthetic process. Lineage: Eukaryota; Metazoa; Arthropoda; Insecta; Hymenoptera; Apidae. Gene Ontology annotation, molecular function: diacylglycerol cholinephosphotransferase activity; ethanolaminephosphotransferase activity. Gene Ontology annotation, cellular component: endoplasmic reticulum membrane; Golgi apparatus.